Molecule: messenger RNA, 1250 nt
Organism: Brassica rapa (field mustard)
Lineage: Eukaryota; Viridiplantae; Streptophyta; Magnoliopsida; Brassicales; Brassicaceae
Product: protein BRI1-5 ENHANCED 1
Molecular function (GO): oxidoreductase activity, acting on the CH-OH group of donors, NAD or NADP as acceptor
Source: RefSeq, a predicted model, not a curated record
CCUUUAGAUGUUCAUGUUCCCACACACCACAAGAGAGAGAGAGAGAGAACAUGGGGAGAGAAAAAGAUGACAACAAGAACGGAGAAGGAGAGAGAAAGCUGGGAGAUGAAACGCCGUCAUCUUUCUUGGACGGUACGGGGUUAGUUUGUGUAACGGGAGGGACUGGUUUCAUUGCUUCAUGGCUCAUCAUGCGUCUCCUUCAACGUGGCUACUCAGUUCGAGCCACCGUUCGAACCAACCCAGAAGGGAGUAAGAAAGAUAUAAGCUACCUAACCGAACUCCCAUUUGCUUCGGAGAGGCUUAAAAUAUUCACCGCCGAUCUCAACGAACCGGAGAGUUUUAAACCGGCUAUUGAAGGAUGCAAAGCCGUCUUCCACGUGGCACAUCCCAUGGACCCGACCAGCAACGAGACCGAAGAGACCGUAACGAAACGUACCGUGCAAGGUCUUAUGGGGAUACUGAAGUCAUGUCUGGAUGCUAAAACCGUGAAACGCUUUUUCUACACGUCAAGCGCCGUGACCGUUUUCUACGGCGUUGGAAGCGGUGUUGGAGGAAACGGUGGAGUAGUAGAUGAGAGCGUUUGGAGCGACGUGGAAGUGUUUAGGAAUCAGAAGGAGAAGAGAGUGAGUAGCUCUUACGUUGUGUCGAAAAUGGCGGCAGAGAUGACGGCGCUUGAGUUCGGUGGGAAGAAUGGAUUGGAGGUUGUGACGCUUGUGAUCCCUCUCGUUGUCGGACCUUUUAUAUCUCAGUCGUUGCCUUCAUCCGUAUUCAUCUCUCUAGCCAUGAUCUUUGGAAAUUACAAGGAGAAGUAUUUGUUCGAUACUUACAACAUGGUACAUAUUGACGAUGUCGCAAGGGCGAUGAUAUUUCUAUUGGAAAAGCCAAUAGCGAAAGGGAGAUACAUAUGUUCGUCCGUGGAGAUGAACGUCGACGAGGUCUUUGAGUUUUUGUCUACGAGGUUUCCUCAGUUUCAGCUACCUUCAGUUGAUUUGAAGAGUUAUAGAGUAGAGAAGAGGAUGAGUCUGUCGUCGAAGAAGCUGAGGAGUGCAGGGUUCGAGUUUAAGCAUGGAGCUGAUGAUAUAUUCACUGGAGCUAUAAAGAGCUGCCAAGCGAGAGGCUUUCUAUGAAUUGAAAAUAUCAUUUCUUUUAUUCCGUUUUGUAAGAUGUUCUACCUGUUGACGAAAGAAAUAUAUUUUUGAAUAAUUAAUCGAAGAAAUAUGAAAAGCAAAAAUUAUCAACAAAAAAAGUCG